Taeniopygia guttata (zebra finch) is the source of this 1277-nucleotide messenger RNA. RefSeq names its product BAG cochaperone 2 (gene BAG2). Lineage: Eukaryota; Metazoa; Chordata; Aves; Passeriformes; Estrildidae. The record is from RefSeq and is marked provisional. Gene Ontology annotation, biological process: protein stabilization. Gene Ontology annotation, molecular function: protein-folding chaperone binding; adenyl-nucleotide exchange factor activity.
GAGGCGGCGCCCGCGGGCCCGGCGCGGGGGCGGGGUGGCCGCGGGGCCGGCGGCGGGGCGGCUCCUUCUUUGGCCAUGAGCGAGGAGCCGGCAUUCGGCCGCCGCCGCCGCCUGCGGGACGCGGGGAGGGAGCGGCCGCAGCGAGGCUCCGCCGGCGGCAGCGGCGGGUGGGAUGGCCCAGGCCCGGAUCAGCGCCAAGGCCAGCGAGGGGGCGCCGCAGCAGCCGCAGCAGCAGCAGCAGUCGGGCGGGCAGCUCCGCGGCCGCUUCUACCGCUCCACCUCCAUGGCCGACCGCUCCAGCCGCCUGCUCGAGAACCUGGACCAGCUGGAGCUCAGGGUAGAGGCUUUCCGUGAUGCAGCAUCUGCUAUGGAGCAAGAGAAAGAAAUUCUGCUUGAAAUGAUCCACAAUAUACAGAACAGCCAGGAUAUGAGGCACAUCAGUGAAGGUGAGAGAGAAGAACUUAAUUUGACUGCUAAUCGCCUGAUGGGCCGAACCCUCACUGUGGAGGUUUCCGUGGAAACCAUCCGCAACGCGCAGCAGCAGGAAUCCCUUCUGCACGCCACCAAGAUGAUUGAUGAGAUCGUCAAUAAACUCCUUGAUGAUUUGGAAGACGCCAAAAUGCGUUUAAUGUCACUUUACGGUGCUUGCACGUCCGAUGUGCCAGCAGGACCCAUCGAUCAGAAAUUUCAGUCUGUGGUCAUCGGAUGUGCCAUUGAGGAUCAGAAGAAAAUCAAAAGGCGCCUAGAGACUCUGCUCAGAAACUUGGAAAAUUCUGAAAAGUCUAUCACAUUGCUGGAGCAUCAGAAAUCAUCUGUUCGGCAGUCUUGCAACAGCAAACAGGAUUAACGUAUCCUUCUGGCUACUUCUGGCAAACCACAGGAUGAGCAAGUGCCCAUAAAAAGCACACAGUAGCCAAGAAAAGAAUUCUCUGUACGAGCACACACGUAUAUACACAUCCACAUGCACCAAAGUAUCUUUGAUUGCGAGGUGCAGGCAUUUAAUGGGUUUUGGUAGCAUUGGCAUUUUCUUUUGGCAGUAAGGAAUGAUAUCAGUUCUUCUGUAGAGUCGAUACUGCUCUAUUGCAAAUUGUAAUUGUGCUUCUGCUGAACUGACAGAAACCGAAAAUCUAGCCUUUCCUCCAUUCUCCUGGGUUUUUUAAACUAAAGUUUUGUCCUAUCAUGAGAUUUCAGCUUUUCUCUCCUGUAUAUGUAGUGUGUGAACCAGACUUUUGGGGACAAAAGACAAAUUAUGACAAUAAAUCAAAAUAAUUAAUAAA